This is a messenger RNA of Onychostoma macrolepis, 5213 nucleotides long. RefSeq lists its product as uncharacterized. The coding region runs from base 3951 to 4862 and encodes 303 amino acids. The record is from RefSeq and is a predicted model, not a curated record. The transcript is spliced from 2 exons. Lineage: Eukaryota; Metazoa; Chordata; Actinopteri; Cypriniformes; Cyprinidae. Gene Ontology annotation, molecular function: catalytic activity.
UUUGAGCGUGUUCAGCUCCAGGUUGUUGUCACUGCACCAGACAGCCAGCUGCUCAAUCUCUUGUCUGUAAGCAGACUCGUCACCAUCCUGGAUGAGAACGAUGACUGCAGCGUCAUAUGCAAACUUCAGGAGUUUAAAAGAGGGGUCUUUAGAGGUGCAAUCAUUUGUGUAGAGAGAGAAAACCAGUGGGGAGAGAACGCAGCCCUGAGGAGUUCCAGUGCUGAUGACGCGGGUGUUGGAUGUGAAUUUUCCCAGCCUCACUAGCUGCUGCCUCUCUGUCAGGAAACUGGUGAUCCAUUGACAGAUGGAGAUGGGUACAAAGAGCUGUGUCAGUUUAUUCAGAAGGGUAUAUGGGAUAACGGUGUUGAAAGCAGAGCUGAAGUCCACAAACAGGAUCCUUGCAUAUGUCCCUGGUUUGUCCAGAUGUUGGAGGAAGUAGUGCAGUUCCAUGUUGACUGCAUCAUCCAUAGACCUGUUUGCUCAGUAAGCAAACUGCAGGGGGUCCAGCAAGGGUCCAGUAAUGUCCUUAAAGUAGGCCAACACCAGUCUCUCAAAUGUCUUCAUGAAAUAUGAAUUAUUAAUUAUUAUGUAGUGAAUAAAAAAAGUUUUUAAAAAAUCUCAUGUCACCAAGGACAUUGUGAUUUUUGGGUCACACGUCACUCAAGGUGCUGUGAUGAGUAUAUCAGAUGACCAAUUCCCACCUUGCUCAGUUCAGAGCACCAGUUGAGGACUGUUAAAGCCUUUUCACACUGAAUGUGAAAAUCAGCGCAAAUAUUCCCUGCGAUGACAAUUUUGAAUCAAUAGAUCCCUAAUGGGGCUAUUCACACCAGGCACGAUCAUUCACGGUGCGAAAAAGCGAAGAUUUUUUUUUCCGUCGUGUGUGUCAAUUUUUCUUCCCCGUCGCUCCGCGAUGAAACAGGCCGUCUGAUUAGAUGAAGAGUAUCCCGCAUGAGAGAAGAGAGUGGAUGCUGAGUUCUUGUUAUCGUUUUUAUUUGAGAACAGAUUUAUUCUCACAUGUUCUUUAUACAGAAUAUCGUUUCUAUUAAUUCUCCACUGAAUUAUGUGAUCUAAAGAUCACCGUCAGUUUUAUUCCACGAGCACAAGUGUUACGAGUCCACUCUAGAAUGCACGUUCACUCUAGACCUGUCAAUCAUAUAAUCAUAUCUCUUGCUCUUCUGUAUAUAAAAAAUUAGAGAAACAUUGUUCUACACAUGAAAUAUGAAAGCAAAUAUACAUAUGAUUAUGACAAUAUACACUGCUCAAAAAAAUUUAAGAAACACUUUGAAAACACAUCAGAUUUCAAUGGGGAAAAAUAUCAUGCUGGAUAUCUAUACUGAUACGGACUGAGUAAUGUGCUAUGAACGAAAGGAUUCCACAUCGUUUGAUGGAAGUGAAAAUUAUCAACCUAAAGGGGCUGAAUUCAAAGACACCCUGAAAAUCAAAGUGAAAAAAUUAUGCAGCAGGCUAGUUUUGCUGAAAUUUCAUUGCAGCUACUCAAAAUGGUACUCAGUAGUUUGUAUGGCCCCCACGCGCUUAUAUGCUUCCUAAUGAGACGAUGGAUGGUGUCCUGGGGUAUUUCCUCCCAGAUUCGGACCAGGGCAUCACUGAGAUCCUGGACAGUCUGAGAUGCAACCUGACGGCGUCAGAUGGACCGAAACAUAAUGUCCCAGGGGUGUUCUAUUGGAUUUAGGUAAGGCGAGCGUGGGGGCCAUUCAAUGGUAUCAAUUCCUUCAUCCUCCAGGAACUGACUGCAUACUCUCCGGGCAUUGUCGUGCACAAGGAGAAAUCCAGGAACCACUGACCAGCGUAGGUUCUGACAAUGGGUCCAAGGAUUUCAUCCUGAUACCUAAUGGCAGUCAGGGUGCCAUUGUCUAGCCUGUAGAGGUCUGUGCGUCCCUCCAUGGAUGUGCCUCCCCAGACCAUCACUGACCCACCACCAAACCGGUCGUGCUGAACAAUGUUAUAGGCGGCAUAAUGUUCUCCACGGCUUCUCCGGACCCUUUCACAUCUGUCAUGUGCUAAGAGUGAACCUUCUCUCAUCUGUGAAAAGCACAGGGCACCAGUGGCAGACCUGCCAAUUCUGGUGUUCAAUGGCAAAUGCCAAUCGAGCUCUGUUGACGGGCAGUGAGCACAGGGCCCACUAGAGAACGUUGGGCCCUCAGGCCAUCCUCAUGAAGUCUGUUUCUGAUUGUUUGGUCAGAGACAUUCACACCAGUGGCCUGCUGGAGGUCAUUUUGUAGGGCUCUGGCAGUGCUCAUCCUGUUCCUCCUUGCACAAAGGAGCAGACACCGGUCCUGCUGAUUGGUUAAGGACCUUCUACUGCCCUGUCCAGCUCUCCUAGAGUAACUGCCUGUCUCCUGGAAUCUCCUCCAUGCUCUCGAGACUGUGCUGGGAGACACAGCAAACAUUCUGGCAAUGGCAUAUAUUUAUGUGCCAUCCUGGAGGAGUUGCGCUGCCUGUGCAAUCUCUGUAGGGUCCAGGUAUCACCUCAUGCUACCAGUAGUGACACUGACCCUAGCCAAAUACAAAACUAGUGGAAAAACGAUGAGAAAAGAUGAGUAGGGAAAAAAAUGUCAAUGGCCUCCACCUUUAAACCCAUUCCUGUUUUGGGGGUUGUCUCAUUGUUGCCCAUCUAGUGCACCUGUUGUUAAUUUCAUUAACACCAAAGCAGCAGAAACUGAUUAACAACCCCCUCUGCUACUUAACUGACCAGAUCAAUAUACCAGGAGUUUAGUUGACUUGAUGCUAUACUCUGAAAAAGUGUUCCUUCAAUUUUUUUGAGCAGUGUUUUUAUGCAGCUCAUGGUAUUUUUAGAAUAAGGAUGUUUAUGCCAAAUGACAAGCAGGUAGCGUUCAGUCCAUUAUAACAUAUAAAGAGUGCAUGUCUGCCUAUUAUAGAAACUAAAGCCAUUUUAUAUCACAAUCAGAAGUUAUUACAAGCACUCAAUGAUGGUUUAAAGUGGGGUUUGAUUAAAAACAUUAAUAAUUACAUACAUUUUGAAAUGUAGCUUGAUGCUAAUUGUACCUCUAAUUAUAUUUUCAGAUGCAUUCUUGUAAGCAUUAUGGAUAGUUUGUGUUUCUGAUGAAGAAUCAAAAGUUAUUUAUCUUAAUUUAAUGGUAUGUUGAGCAGCGAACAAUGUAAAAGCCUUAUACGAGAUACAUAGGCUACAUUAGGAAAAAGUGCAUUGCUGGUCGGCACCACUUAGUGUGCAGGCAUGAAUUAGCAGAUGGCGAUCAAUCGUUUCACGCUCAGUGUGAAAACAAUAUUCGCUGGCAAUUCGCCUUGCUUUUUCGCAUCGUGCUUAGUGUGAAACAGCCUUUACUUUGACAAUAUGGGAGUGUUUCCCACAAGCUGUUCCACAAUUUGAGAUUCAUUAACUGGAGGGAGUUGGUCAACUGAUUUAUCUGAAAGAUUGGUGGUUUAGAUAGCUAGUAGAGUCUUGGAUCAUCAACACAAAGAAGACACAAUUUUAAUAACAUUAAUGAAAUUUAUUAACAAUAGAUAUGCAAGAGGAAAUACAAAAACUAGUGAUAAUACCAAUAAAUGAAUAUGCACUGCUAACAGAUAAUAGACAACUAAACAAGAAGGAAGAUACCAAAUAAAUCGUAGAAACAAAUAAACGGAGUGAACACAGAAUGGCUAAAUGUCAAGUCAAGUCACCUUUAUUUAUAUAGCGCUUUUAACAAUACAGAUUGUGUCAAAGCACUUAACAGUAAGAUUAAAGACUCAAUUUUCAGUUAAAGGCAUUUCAUUAUUGAAUUCAGAGAUGUCAUUGUCUAGCUCAGUUUAGUUUAAAUAGUAUCUGUGCAAUCAAAUCGACAAUAAUCGCUAGAAAUGAAGUGUCCCUGCGCGACUUUAACCGAGCAACGACACCGAGCUACACAAUUAAGUAUCUUUUUUUCCUUCCUCAAACACUCUGCUUUCCUAUCCUCUUUCCUUCUACCUCUAUCAUGUGUCUCCAAAACAUUCUGGUUCUCUCUCAGCCACGCUCUAACAUCACUCGCAGACGGCAACGUAAUCCUGCUAACCUACGCCCUAUCUCUACAUCUUCCACUACACCUCUGGCUUUCUCUGUGGGUCUCUGGAAUUGUCAGUCAGCCGUCAACAAAGCUGAUUUCAUUUCUGCCUUUUCUUUAAAAUCCACUCUCAGCAUCUUGGGCUUGACUGAGACCUGGAUUCGUCCAGAAGACUCAGCAACCCCAGCUGCUCUCUCUACUAAUUUCUCUUUCUCUCACACUUCGUGUCAAGUUGGCCGGGGUGGGGGUACUGGCCUGCUCGUUUCAAACAAUUGGAAAUACUCAACCCGCUCUACCCUAUGCAAUUACAACUCAUUUGAAUCUCAUGCCAUUACUGUAUCAGCUCCGAUAAAACUCCAGAUUGUGGUAAUCUACCGUCCCCCUGGACAAAUUCUAGCCACCUUCCUAGAGGAGCUGGACGGAUUGUUGUCCUCUUUUGUGGAGGAUGACACUCCACUCUUAGUCUUUGGUGAUUUCAACAUUCACCUAGACAAGCCUUAUGCUACAGACUUCCACUCACUCCUAGCUUCAUUUGAUCUCAAUCGCCUUACCACUACUAGCAUGCACAAAUCAGGCAACCAACUUGAUUUAAUUUACACACGCAAUUGUACUGCAGAUAACAUUCUGGUACAACCGCUACAUAUCUCGGACCAUUUCUUCAUUACAUUUACACUACAUUUUGCUACCCGUGUGCCACCAACCCCCCUACCGGUUACUUUUAGACGAAACCUACGCUCCCUUUCUCCUUCCCAUCUUUCCUCUGUAGUAUCCUCCUCUCUUCCCUCACCUACCCAUUUCUCAUCUCUGGAUGUAAACGCAGCUACUGAAACUUAUGCUCUACCUUAACUUCUUGCCUAGACGACAUUUGUCCUCUCUCCUCUAGGUCAGCACGGGCUGCCCCUUCUAACCCCUGGUUAUCUGAUGUUCUUCGUGAACAUCGGACUAAACUCAGAGCGGCAGAGAGAAAAUGGCACAAAUCAAACAACCCGUUGGACCUGAAACAACAAACUGGAUGCUAAACAGUCAGGUUUCAGGAGUGGCCAUUCAACUGAGACUGCGCUUCUUUCGGUCACUGAAGCCCUGCGAAUUGCAAAAGCCCAUUCCAAAUCAUCAGUCCUCAUUCUGCUGGAUCUAUCUGCCGCGUUUGACACUGUCAAUCAUCAGAUACUCCUCUCCACCCUCUCAUCACUGGGCAUC